Chenopodium quinoa (quinoa) is the source of this 1101-nucleotide messenger RNA. Its product is annotated as transcription factor bHLH120-like. Bases 331 to 1101 code for a protein of 256 amino acids. Gene Ontology annotation, biological process: regulation of transcription by RNA polymerase II. NCBI's taxonomy places the organism in Eukaryota, Viridiplantae, Streptophyta, Magnoliopsida, Caryophyllales, Amaranthaceae. The transcript is spliced from 3 exons. Gene Ontology annotation, molecular function: RNA polymerase II transcription regulatory region sequence-specific DNA binding; DNA-binding transcription factor activity, RNA polymerase II-specific; protein dimerization activity. Gene Ontology annotation, cellular component: RNA polymerase II transcription regulator complex. The record is from RefSeq and is a predicted model, not a curated record.
AAAAGGAUACACGCAGCUUCAUGUUUACUCCUACGAUAUACAUAUACUUAUAGGGUUUCGGCUCUAAUAAUACAAUCGUCGUAUAUUUUAUGUAGUGUGACAAAUAGGUAGCACAACCUUUCUUCUUAUAUCUAUAUAUUCUACUUCGUAUAAAUAAGUGAAGAUAUAUGUUAGAUAUCACAAGGCCAACGGCUACAAUAGUAAAAAAACCACAAUCUUCUUGCCUUUUCCUUCAAAUCUCCCCAGGAAAAAAAUAUUUAAAUAUAGUAUUAUAAAGUUGUAGAUUUUUCUCUCAAUUAUUUUCACUCAAAAAAAAAAAAAACCAUAAAAAUGUUUCCUUUCCAAAGAUCUGGUGAGCUUUCCUUCCAAACCACUGAAUUUGUUGCGGAGGAAGAACAAAUAGACGCGGAGAAUCAGAUUUAUUGGUUGGAUGGUGCACCGGUGAACAUAGGAGAUAUGAACACAACAAAUGUUAGCCUUGGCCCUAAUAACAAUAGAGGAAGAAGUCGAGGUCGAGGCCGGGGUCGAGGUCGAGUAUCCUCUAACAAUACUAGUAAUAAUUGUAAUGAGAAUAAUGAUGAUGAGCAAAAGAAGGCUAUCCACAAAGAAGUUGAGCGACAAAGAAGAUUGGAAAUGUCUAAUCUUUAUUCUUCUCUACGCUCUACCCUUCCUCCGGAAUAUAUUAAGGGAAAGAGGUCUACAAGUGAUCACUUAACUGAAGCAGUGAAUUACAUCAAAGACUUGGAAAAGAACAUACAAGAGCUUUCUGAUAAGAGAGAUCAGCUAAAAGCCGCCCCGGAAAGUCAUACUUCAACGUAUCAAGUGGGCAGUUCGAGUCAUCCAAGAGCAUCCCUUGGAAGUGUAGAGAUAAGUCCAUGCCUAGGCGGGCUCGAUAUAGACAUCAAUGCAGGCUAUGAAGACCAAAGUUUUACUCUAUCAAGUGCUCUCCAAGUUAUUUUUGAGGAAGGGCUUAGUGUUACAAGCUGCUCAUCAACCAAAGUUAACCAAAGAAUAAUUCAUAAGAUAGUAUGUGAGGUGACAGACGUAACAUGCAUAGAUUUCCAGCGGCUUCAUCAGAGAUUGGUCAAUCUAGUUUCCUAA